AUGAAGUAUGUAACUAAUUCAGAACAUGCAUUGAAGAAAUUAUUGAAACCUGUAUUUAUUUCAAAAGCAUAUAGAAAAACAAUACUAGAAAAUGAAAGAUUAAAAAAAUUAGAAGCUAAGAGAUUACUAAAACUAGAUGAGAAGAAAAAAGAGUCAUGUUUAAUAAUUGCUAAAAUAAUUCAGAAAGAAUCACAAAGACUGAUAAAUAUCUUUUAA
Cetraspora pellucida is the source of this 216-nucleotide messenger RNA. The record is from the annotation of a GenBank genome assembly. NCBI's taxonomy places the organism in Eukaryota, Fungi, Glomeromycota, Glomeromycetes, Diversisporales, Gigasporaceae.